This is a messenger RNA of Salpingoeca rosetta, 2938 nucleotides long. Its product is annotated as TKL/MLK/LZK protein kinase. The record is from RefSeq and is a predicted model, not a curated record. Bases 264 to 2279 code for a protein of 671 amino acids. Gene Ontology annotation, biological process: protein phosphorylation. Lineage: Eukaryota; Choanoflagellata; Craspedida; Salpingoecidae. The transcript is spliced from 13 exons. Gene Ontology annotation, molecular function: ATP binding; JUN kinase kinase kinase activity.
UAUUUGUUGAUGAGUCAUCGAACUCAACGGGCAGCCGCACCCUCCAACAAACCAACAACCAACCGCGCCGUCCUCCUCCAUCUUGGCACGGACGCAGCGACCAAUCGAUCCGGCGGCAGGCAGACAGGCAGCUGUCGCUGGUCGUCAAACAUAAACAAAGCGGCCCUUCCACAACUCUCUCGAAGAGGUGGGUGAAGAGCGCGCCUUCCCCCCCCGGAACACAGCCAACCAACCCAACAACAGCAGCAGGUAAGGAAGCCAGGAUGGACGAAACAAUUUGGUUCGAGACGUUCGAGGUGCAGCAGGCACAAGCGGCGACCAAAGCACCGCCAUCCGCAUCAACACCCAGCCAUCACAACGACCAGCAACACCAACAGGAAGCGGUUUCGGAACAGAGCACAGCUGGCGUUGCCGUGCUUGAUGUGAAAGUCGUGGAUGCCGAUGUCCUGCCACAGUCACAGAAAGCAGAACAAACAGAGAACGACGUGCAGAAUGAAGUGCAGAAUGAAGUGCAGCCACCACCCAACUUCCACGAUACGAAGGAUGACGGCAACGCAGAGAAAGAGGAGGAAGAAGAUGAUGAUGAAGACGAUGAUGGCAACUGCAGCGUAAUUAUUCACGGCAGCGACAGCGAGGCGUGUGGGUCGACGUGGUAUUGUCGCAGGCAAAGCCAGGCAGAUCUGGGCGUGAGCGAAACGGAGGUUGAGCAAUUAACCAACGAGUCAGAUGUGUAUGGCGACGAAGAUGACGACGACGAAGACUACGAUGACGACGACGCCACCCAUCCCGCUGUUGGGUGUGGAUUGUUCGCACUGUACGACCGUCGGCGGCCUGCGCAAGGCAACAACGACGCGCACGGGCGCGGCUCGGGAAAAGGCGACAAAGAAGACGACGGCAAAGGCUCUGCGCAUCGCCAUGGCGCACAUAAGCGCGUGCACGUGGAGAUUAUGAAGGACCUGGCCAAGAUUGGAGACAGCGUACGCACCUCUGCAAAGAAGGGGCAGUCCAUGAUCACACAGAUGACGGACUGGCUCUCAUGUCUUCUCGGAAACGGCAAAGAGGAGGAAGAUGCUGGCUUCGACAUCAAGUUUGAGAAGAUUAAGCACCUCAAGUUCAUUGGCUCCGGUGCUCAAGGCUGCGUCUAUCUUGGCACAUACAAGCAUGAGGAGGUUGCGGUGAAGAAGAUGAAGGAGUUGAGUAUGACUGUCAAGGAGGAGAGUCUGUUGCGAACACUCAAUCACGACAAUAUCAUCCGCCUCAUUGGCGUUUGCAAAACCGCGCCCGUCUACGCCGUCGUCAUGGAGUACUGCCCGCAAAGCCUGUACGAUGUGCUGCAGCGGCGCCACCUCCCGCCCGCCGGUGUCGUCAACUGGGCGUCACAGGUCGCACACGGCAUGCAGUACCUCCACGGCAAAGGCAUUGUCCACCGCGACCUCAAGUCGCCAAACAUCCUGCUUGGGCAGGACAAGGCGACGCUCAAGAUCUCGGACUUUGGCUGCUGCCGUGAAUACCGGCACGGCAAGUCUGUCACCAUGUCCUUCAGCGGCACCGCUGCUUGGAUGGCACCAGAGAUUAUUCGGUCCGAGAGCUGUACGGAGCACGUUGACGUGUGGAGUUACGGCGUUGUCCUGUGGGAACUGCUGACACGCGAGGUUCCAUACAAAGGCGUGGAUGCGCACGCGAUUGUGUGGGGCGUUGGCAACCAGCAGCUGCACCUCCCCGUGCCUGCAAGCACCCCCGAUGGCCUGCGGCUCGUGCUGCAGCAGUGCUGGGACCAGACGCCCAAGAACCGCCCCUCGUUCACCAUGAUCCUGAAGAUGUUGCACGUGCUGGCCACCACUGACGCGCAGUUUGCAGCCAUGUCCGACUCUGACUUUGAGCAGACGCAGCGGGAGUGGCGUGAGGAGAUUACAGCCAAGUUUGCGGCCAUGAAGCAAAUGGAGGAGCAGCGGCAGGUCUUGAGCGCAGACCUCGUCAGACAACGCACAGAAGAGCUGCAUCAUGCGCAGGAGAUUCGCCAGUUGUACGAGCAACGCCUGGACGAGGUCCAUCGCAUCCUCCACCAGCUCAAGCUCAAGCGACGCAGGGAGAAAAGGCGUCGUGGUCGCCACUCCCGCUCUGCUUCUCGCGACUUCCGUCGCCCCCGCAAAUCCCCGCAGCACCAGCACUCGCACUCCCGUGCUCCCUCCGACGCCGCCGUCAGCGUGGAGACACUGCAGUGGUAUUUGGAGCACGCGGCGGAAAUGAGUGGCCACGACGACUCACUGUCACAAGCGUAAUCCAACGCAGCAGCACACACAAUCGUGCACGUACACAUGCCCCGCUUCUCCCUCUCCCUCUGUAGUACUCCCUUGAUUUCUCGCUGUAUUGAUUGAUUGAUUGAUUGAUUGAUUGAUUGAUCCCUUCCUAUUACCGACGCGACAGGCCAAGGUGCAUUGCUUUGUUUGUACCGUCCAUUGCCCCUUGUUCUGCGCUUUCGUUUUCGUGGUGGUGGUCCGUGUGGCAUUUACACUGCGACUGUGGAUGAUGCUUCGACACGCACCUUGAUUGGCUCAACGCCUGCACUGCCGUUUCCCCUAUUCUGUUCCCUUUGGUUCUCCAAACCUUUGUCGAAACUUGCUCGCGUUAUCGCUUUCUGAUUGAUGUCCUUCGCUUACAGACAGCUCUUGUUUCAGUUCGCCUAAUUCUCCACUGUGUGGUCGUUAUUCGCGUUAACAAGUCGUGUGAGGCUUUCGAUUGUUUCUUGUUCGGCAAGGGGGCCUUCCACACUCCCGCUCUGCCUCUUCCUUCCUUUCUCUCUUGCUUCCCUGCAUCUUCGCUUGUUACAUGACAUGAUUUGACUACUGUCCAAUGCUCGUGCCUUGUUAAUGUAAAUUGCUUCUCUUUUUUAUUUCUGCUCUGACCACCCAGCUGUGGAAGUAAACACAUUUCAACGGCC